UGGUAUCGAAGAGAAGCCGAAUACCUCAGAUGCGUUUGUCAGCCUUAUGCAGAUACAGCAUCGAAUCAAGAAAAAUGAAUAUGCACAUGCGAACGAGCUGAUAUCCGAUGUACAUUUGCUGGUGGAAAGCCUCAAACAUUUUUACAAGUCCAAUUCGCAGGAGUACCGGGACGUCUGUAGUUUCUGGGAACUGCUUUCGGAGUCCAAGAGUCAUUUGGGCGACCUCACCGACGACACUUCAGAGACGAGUAACCGCUCUCGCGAAAGUUCACCAUCGCAAUCAUGUCGGAGUUUAAGAUCCAAUAGUCCAAGUCGUUCAUUCAAAAGCAGCGACGCUAGUCCAAGCAUGCUGAGUUCAUCGGGCUCUGAUCCGGUGCCAAGCUACUUUCUUGAGCAGCUGAUCGCGUUUAUUUUAUUGUACAAGGACGAAACCGGUCGCAUCAUAUCACAGGCUUUCAAAUUGCUUCCUUCCGAGCAGGAAUAUCCGGAUUAUUACGUGUCCGUGAAAAAUCCGAUCGACUUGAAGAUCAUCGCUAGAAGAAUACGAAGCAACCGAUAUCGCUCGCUGAAUGACCUGGAGAGGGAAAUAAAUCUUAUGUGCCGUAAUGCAAAGCUUUACAACGAACGCGCA
Molecule: messenger RNA, 631 nt
Organism: Soboliphyme baturini
Lineage: Eukaryota; Metazoa; Nematoda; Enoplea; Dioctophymatida; Soboliphymatidae
Source: the annotation of a GenBank genome assembly